This is a messenger RNA of Bemisia tabaci, 2199 nucleotides long. RefSeq names its product facilitated trehalose transporter Tret1. Lineage: Eukaryota; Metazoa; Arthropoda; Insecta; Hemiptera; Aleyrodidae. Gene Ontology annotation, biological process: transmembrane transport. Gene Ontology annotation, cellular component: membrane. Gene Ontology annotation, molecular function: transmembrane transporter activity. The record is from RefSeq and is a predicted model, not a curated record.
UUUGAGGACUUUCAAUGCAAUGCACUGCUCUGGAUUCUCUACGAAAUGCCAACGUCAAGGUUGAAUUUUUCCAUGAUUUGCGUGCGCCAAGUCGAGAAUGCCCUUCUCCCAACUAAUCAGACAGCAGGACGGGAACGAGAAAAAAAGACAGUAAAAUACCAGGCGCUCUUUAACACAGAAUGCAACAUGUAAUUCUAUUAGCUGAUCACUGCCCGACUGUGAGAGAGUGCGUGAUAAAUACCCGAGAUUUUUUUCUACGUCCAGAAAAGUCAAUUUUCUGCGAGGAAAAAAUAGCGACCAGUGAAUGUUGAUGUUCACCAAAGCCGAGUUCUGUGUCUAAUUUCAUGAAGUUGUUUACUGUCACGAUCGGUCCGGGCUGGUCGUGGCGCUGGGUGAUUAUUGUCCGAGUUCCUCUUCGUUCCUCAUUUCUAAUACGAGACAGUCUCACGAGUGCAUUCGUGACCGGUAGGAUAUCGUAUCAUUAUUACCAAGUUUUACGUGGAAACAAAUUCAUAAUUUAAGUCGCAGCUGCCUACGAGCUUCUCCGCUGUGCUCAUUGAAAUGGAGCGUAAGGUUAAUCGUCUUCUGUUUUUCUCGACAAAAAAGAACCAUUGACUAACUCAAAGACGGAACAAUGAUGGAGAAUCUCCCACAGUCAAUGGAAACCCGGCAAGAAACCAGCAACCCCAGCACCUUUCGGCAGCUGUUGCCUCAGGUUCUGGCUUGCUCGGCAAAAAGUGUACUGUAUUUGAGUCUAGGUAUGCUCGUGGGACUACCAACGCUGCUUAUCCCCGACGUGACAGACCCCAGCAACCUGAACGAGUUGUUUUUAGAUAAUGAUCAAGCAUCGUGGUACGGGAGUCUUACUUACAUUUUUCAACCUCUCGGGAGUUUGGCCUCAGGAGCACUCUUGCAGUCAGUGGGAUGCAAAAAACUCAUGAUAAUGGUGAACAUACCACAGUUUGUGAGUUGGAUUAUGACGUACUAUGCAUCCUCUGCGCUUGUCCUCUACAUUUCGAGCGCGCUCGUUGGUCUAGUGGUGGGGUUGAUGGAGGCUCCGACUUGCCGGUACAUUAGUGAGAUCACUCACCCCAACUACAGGGGUGUCCUGACUUCCUACUCCACGAGCUUUGUCACCGUAGGAUUCCUGCUAGUCUAUGCUCUUGGGCUUGUGACGAAUUGGCGCAACGUUGCACUCAUCAGCGCCUCAACACCUGUACUCGCGAUUAUUGUACUCCUAAUGAUUCCAGAAACACCAAUCUGGCUGAUGUCAAAGGGGCGUUCGGAGGAAGCACUUGAGUCCCUUCAGUGGCUCCGCGGGUGGACGACGAAAGAAGCUGUGCAAGAAGAAUACACUAAACUCCAGUUCUACGCCAAAAAACAGCAGGGGAAAACGAUCCACGCCUACGGGAAAGAAGUGGAUAUCGCGGACGAGAAACCCACCGUGCUUAACGGCGCUUCCAGUGGAGGUCACCUGGAAGUUGAAGAGGUUGAAGAACGCAGGGGACUUAAAGAGAAAAUCAGAGAGCUGACCUGCAAAGAAAUGCUUGUUCCCUUGGGAAAGUGCAUUGUUCUCUUUUUUGUAUCUAUUUGCAGUGGACUCCUGUCUCUUCGGCCCUACUUCGUUCAAGUUUUCGAAGAGUUCGAUCUUCCUACGGAUGGAUUGACGACAAGUGUUUUAAUUUCUGUGAUAGCAAUUGUGGGGAAUAUUGUCUGCAUGUUGAUAAUCAAUCGUGUGAAAAAGCGGCCGCUGAUUAUUUUCUCUCUGAUCAGCACAGCUCUGUGCCUUAUCCUCCUUGCCUUGUUUCUGAUGGCUCCCACUAAUCCUCAUAACAAUGCUUCUCUUCGUUGGUGGAGUCUUAUUUUGUUCUUGAUCGUCAAUUUUGUCAACAAUUUAGGAAUCUACCCAAUAUCUUGGACCUACCUCAGUGAGAUUCUUCCUUACAGAGGUCGGGGCAUUGCAACAGCUAUUGGCUCAAGUUUUUUCUAUAUUGUCAUAGCGGUUGGAGUGAAGACAUAUCCAUCUCUAGAACAGCAAAUUGGUCUGGAUGGGAUAUUUCUUCUUUAUGCUGUGAUUAGCCUUGCAGGCGCCUACUUCACCUACUUCAGCCUCCCUGAGACCGAGGGAAAGUUUCUGUCAGACAUCGAAACGCAUGGAAAAGACAAGAAAAUACAAGUUACUUCUUUUUAAAAAUUCAA